This is a messenger RNA of Alosa alosa (allis shad), 2095 nucleotides long. RefSeq names its product potassium voltage-gated channel subfamily S member 3-like. Gene Ontology annotation, cellular component: membrane; voltage-gated potassium channel complex. The coding region runs from base 473 to 2095 and encodes 540 amino acids. The transcript has 3 exons. Gene Ontology annotation, molecular function: voltage-gated potassium channel activity; protein binding. The record is from RefSeq and is a predicted model, not a curated record. Lineage: Eukaryota; Metazoa; Chordata; Actinopteri; Clupeiformes; Clupeidae. Gene Ontology annotation, biological process: potassium ion transmembrane transport; protein homooligomerization.
UCAAAUCUAAGUGCCACACAGAUGAUUCUAACAUCUGCGUAAUUGCGGCCAAAGAUAUUUUUAUAUAUAGUUAAACGCUUAAUAAAAUAAAUCAAAAGUCAAGUCAUAUGGCAGGUAGGCUAUUGUGUUCGUAUUUUGUGUAAGGGGAACUUUUAAUCUGAUUAUAUAUUUUUUUCCAAUUCAUAUCUUGUGCUGGUUGAGUCCGUUCCGCCCACUUUGAGCCCGGGUAAGACAGCCUGCGCAUACUAGCCCAAGUAAAGUAUCAAUCCUGAGGGGACGGACCAUGAGGAAGGUCUUCAGAUGUGCGGAACUGCGUGCUGACUCGACGUGGGGUACGCGGUUUGGUGGACGAAAUGGCUGCAACAGCUUCUUCGCUAUAUCUGCACGGACCUCCGGAACAUAGACAACAUUAAAUGAGAAAUACGAUGGAUAAGUGAAACAAGCCAACUCCAUCUAUCUACCCAACUUCUCAAUGCCCCCCAACAACGGCACAAUGGUUUACGGCCAGAUACUCCACAGCCGCGGCCGAGAGGAAGACCAGGUCAACCUCAACGUGGGCGGGAUGCUGCACAAGGUGGACAAGAGCACGCUGAUGCGCUUCCCGCAGACGCGCCUUGGGCGCCUGCUGUGCUGCCACACGGAGGAGGCUAUCUUGGAACUGUGCGAUGACUACAGUGCAGCUGACCAGGAGUACUACUUUGACCGCAACCCCGGCAUCUUCCGCUGUGUGCUAAACUUCUACCACACGGGCCACAUUCAUGUGAUGGAGGAGUUGUGCGUGUUCUCGUUCAACCAGGAGAUCGAAUACUGGGGCAUCCAGGAGCUAUACCUGGCCUCAUGCUGUAGCAACUGGUACCAGGAGCGCAAGGCGUACAUCGAGGACCGCGACUGGGACGUGCGUAGCGAUGACCCACAGCCCAGCUUGGACUCGUCCUUCGAGGAGCUCUCGGUGCUGGAGAAGGACCUGGAAAAGUUCAAGGGUGCCUGGUGUGCGGACAUCCGGCGCUACGUGUGGCUGACCCUGGAGGACCCAGGCUACUCGCUCUCGUCGAAAGUGAUUACGGCGGCAUCGCUGAGCGUGGUGCUCACCUCCAUCGUAGCCAUGUGCGUGCACAGCAUGCCCGAGUUUCAGCGCGUGGACGCCAGCGACCGGCCGGUCGAGGACCCUGUCCUGGCCAUCCUGGAGGUGGUCUGCAUCAUUUGCUUCUCGGCCGAGUUCGCCGUGCGACUGGUCGUGGCGCCCUCGCCCCGCAAGUUCCUUGCCAACCCUCUCAACAUGAUUGACUUUGCGUCCAUCCUGCCAUUCUACAUCACGCUGGCGUUCGAGACCAUCGACAAGGAGCGGGGCGAGGAGGAGAGCGAGAACCUGGAGAACGUGGGCAAGGUGGUGCAGGUGCUACGGCUCAUGCGCAUCUUCCGCAUCCUCAAGCUGGCGCGCCACUCGGUGGGGCUGCGCGCGCUGGGCGCCACGGUGCGCCACAGCUACGAGGAAGUGGGCCUCCUCAUCCUCUUCCUCUCCGUCGGGAUCUCCAUCUUCUCCGUGCUCAUCUACUCGGCCGAGAAGGAGGACGCCGACUCGGACCUCGGCACCAUCCCGGUCGGCUGGUGGUGGGCCACCAUCACCAUGACCACCGUCGGCUACGGCGACACCUGCCCCGUGACGACGGCCGGCAAGCUCGUGGCGGCGCUCUGCAUCAUCUGCGGCCUGCUCGUGGUGGCCCUGCCCAUCAGCAUCAUCUUCAACAAGUUCUCUAAGUACUACCAGAGGAACAAGGCCAUGGACGCCAACCUGGCCGAAGCCGACAAGCCGCCAGACAGUCCUUACAUGCACAUCCGAGAGCUCUACGGUCAGAGCCUGUACCCCUUCCUUGGUGGGAUCUCCUUCAAAAGCAGCGACAGCAGCGGUGGGGAUGACACGGACGCGUCCAGCCUCCAGGACGUCGAGGCUGUAUGUGACGUGGACGCUCCAGAAAAAAGGAGAUGCUCCCAGCAGCAGAAGAAGAAGGAUGACCAAGUGAAGGACAUCAAACCCAAGCGAUACUGGCAUUGCUGCAUUUUAAACAUGGGUUGUGCCACUUCAUCUGUUGAAGACUGA